AUGGGAUACCUGAGACACCCGGAGACUGGUUUAACAGCUAUUUACACGUGCGUCGUCAGCGACGACUCGCUGAUCGUCGUCACGGCGGACCACGCGCACGUCAUGGCCUUCAACGGGUAUACGCACCGCGGCUCGGACAUCCUGGGCGUGUCGGACAGCCGGGACCAGGACAGAGUACCGUACAUGACGCUGUCGUACACCAACGGGCCCGGCCACCGUGCGCCGGUCGCCGGCCGCCGCGUCGACGUCACCACCGAACCAGACUUCCGCGGGCUGCGCUGGCGCUCGCACGUGGAAGUGCCGCUGAGCUCGGAGACGCACGGCGGCGACGACGUGGCGGUGUUCGCGCGCGGGCCGCAGCACGCCAUGUUCUCGGGCGUGUACGAGCAGAGCCAGCUGCCACACCUCAUGGGCUACGCGGCGUGCCUGGGCCGCGGGCGGCACGCGUGCAGCGCCCCGCCCGCCGCCAGCGCCGCGCCCGCUUCGCCCGCCUCGCACGCCGCACUGGCGCUGCUGCUGCUCGCGCUGCCGGUCCUGCACGCCGCACUAUGA
Messenger RNA from Zerene cesonia (dogface butterfly), 552 nucleotides. Its product is annotated as membrane-bound alkaline phosphatase-like. The coding region runs from base 1 to 552 and encodes 183 amino acids. The record is from RefSeq and is a predicted model, not a curated record. Gene Ontology annotation, molecular function: alkaline phosphatase activity. Lineage: Eukaryota; Metazoa; Arthropoda; Insecta; Lepidoptera; Pieridae. Gene Ontology annotation, biological process: dephosphorylation. The transcript is spliced from 4 exons.